This is a messenger RNA of Oreochromis aureus, 4288 nucleotides long. RefSeq names its product kelch repeat and BTB (POZ) domain containing 8 (gene kbtbd8). Lineage: Eukaryota; Metazoa; Chordata; Actinopteri; Cichliformes; Cichlidae. Bases 1 to 1815 code for a protein of 604 amino acids. Gene Ontology annotation, molecular function: protein binding. The transcript has 5 exons. The record is from RefSeq and is a predicted model, not a curated record.
AUGGCUGCCAGUGGAGAGGUAGGGAAGCUGUUACAAGUACAAAAUGGGACGCCUCCAAUCACCAACUACAAUGGGGUAGAUGCUGUUCAUGCUUGUAACAUCCUGCAGCAGCUCAAAGCCUUGUACGAUGAAGCACAGCUCACAGACAUCGUUGUAGAAGUGGACCAUGGCAAGACUUUCUCAUGCCACAGAAAUGUUCUUGCUGCAAUCAGCCCAUAUUUUAGGUCCAUGUUCACCAGUGGCCUUACAGAGAGCAGUCAGCGUGAGGUUCGAAUCGUUGGCGUGGAAUCUGAAUCCAUGCACCUUGUCUUAGAUUAUGCCUACACGUCCAGGGUCUCGCUCUCUGAGUCUAAUGUCCAGGCCCUAUUCACUGCAGCCAGCAUUUUCCAGAUUCCUGCACUGCAGGACCAGUGUGCCCAGUUCAUGAUCAGCCGACUUGACCCUCAGAACUGUAUAGGAGUCUUUAUGUUUGCUGAUGCAUAUGGACACCAGGAACUGAGGGAACGCUCACAGGAUUAUAUCCGCAAGAAGUUCUUGUGUGUAUCACGGGAGCAAGAGUUCCUCCAGAUGACCAAGGAGCAGUUGGUCAGCAUUUUGAAUAAUGAUGACCUCAAUGUGGAAAAGGAAGAGCAUGUCUAUGAGAGCAUUGUCCGCUGGCUAGAGCAUGAUCUGCCUGGCCGUGAAGCUCAUCUAGCUGAGGUUUUUUCCCAGUGUAUCCGUCUGCCCUUGCUGGAUGAGGCCUUUCUCAAUCGGAUACCUCCCCCUUUUGCUUGCGCCCUCUCGCUGUCAACAGACCCUGCUGAGGCCAAAGCUCGCCUCACUGGUACAAAUGGUUGUCCACAGCGCCUGGGUAUGACUGCUUCUGAGAUGGUCAUCUGCUUUGAUGCUGCUCAUAAACACUCAGGUAAGAAGCAGACGGUGCCUUGUCUGGACACGGCCACAGGAAGGGUCUUCAAACUCUGCAAACCACCUAAUGAUCUCCGGGAGGUUGGCAUCUUGGUGUCCCCAGAAAAUGACAUCUACAUUGCUGGUGGAUACCGUCCGAGCAACAGCGAGGUGUCCAUAGACCAUCGAGCAGAGAGUGACUUCUGGCAGUACGAGCAUGCAGGCAACCGAUGGCUUCCACGUGCACCUCUUCUGAGAGCCCGGAUUGGAUGCAGGCUUGUGCACUGCUGCGGGAAGCUUUAUGCACUGGGAGGCCGUGUUUAUGAAGGUGAUGGGCGAAAUGCAUUAAAAUCAGUAGAGUGCUAUGAUGCCAGAGACAACUGUUGGACUGCAGUCAGUCCAAUGCCAGUGGCCAUGGAGUUUCACAGUGCUGUGGAGUACAAAGACCGUAUCUACGUCCUCCAAGGGGAAUAUUUCUUCUGCUAUGAUCCCCGUAAGGACUAUUGGAGUCAUCUGGCGCCAAUGAGUGUCCCUCGGAGUCAGGGUCUGGCUGCCUUGUAUAAAAACUGCAUCUACUACAUAGCUGGUAUCUGCAGGAACCACCAGCGUACUUUUACUGUGGAGGUCUACGACAUUGAGAAGAACACAUGGAGCCGCAAGAAAGAUCUACCCUUUGACCAAGCCACAAGCCCGUAUAUCAAGGCCAUGCUGCUGCAAGGCAAGCUACACCUGUUUGUACGAGCUACACAAGUCAUGGUGGAGGAGCAUGUGUUUCGCACUAGCAGGAAGAACUCCCUUUACCAGUAUGACGAUGAGGCAGACGUAUGGACCAAAGUCUAUGAGACACCCGAUCGCCUCUGGGAUUUGGGCCGCCAUUUUGAAUGCGUGGUGGCCAAACUUUAUCCACAGUGUCUCCAGAAAGUGCUUUGAGGUAUCUGAAUUUUGCGGACCCCAUCUCUGAGGCAGAGGGGGGGAUAGUGUGGUCCUGCCUGCCUUGUGCCUGGUGUUACCUUGGGUUUGCACCACAUGCACCAUUUUUGGUUAAGUCUUAAGUUGUUCAACUUCUGGUUUAACAUGAUCAAAAUGGGGGUGCUUUUAAAGAUUGCAGUAUUUUUUUUUCUUUCUUUUUUUUCAAGACAGCACCAACUACCCACACUGAGGCUUGUUUAACAAAACCAUACAAUGACUCAUAAGUGCAAUUAUACUAUUUUUUUUUGCUUGUUGUCGAGCCAUGUUGUUCUAUUUUUGUGUUAGGUGCAUAAAUACACCAGUCAGCCACAACGUUAAAACCCCUGAGUUGCAGGGUGGGGCCUCUGUGGAUUGGGUUGUAUUAGUGCUAUCUGUAAAUGGUUUUACUGUUGUGGCUGAUUAAUGUGUGUAUGAAUUUUUACAAAUGAUAAGCAUGCGACUGAGGGUGUUGCCUCUGGAGAUAUGGAUGCUAUGUGUCAGCAUAAAGUGAAACUCUAUAUAGAUAUAGAAAUAUUCAAAUAGUCAUAUAAACUAUAUAUUCAUACGGGUAAGAUGAGUACCUUAGGUCAUUAGUAGAUUGCUGGCUCUGAGGUUUGUGUGGAUUUGUUUCCUGUUCUGCGUUUAUGCCUCUCUUCAGUUUAUUUCAUAUGCAAGUUUUAAUUUGAAGUGUGCUUGUGAUUGACAUUAGUGUUUUUAGAGGUUGAAAGUUAAAUGGUAACUUUUUAUUGCCCACUCUUCCUCCACAGGUGUCAUUGUGUCAAACAUACACUAUGUGCGGCUUCCAAACAUUUUUUUUUUUCCUGCUUUGAGUUGGCAUCCAUUAAGUGAAAUGUUAGAAUAUUCACUCUCCACAUUGGAGAAACAAGGACGGAGUCAAAUUUGUUGCAACACUAAGUGGCUCAUUCAGACCAACUAACAGGUUUACCUCAGCAACUUCAGAGAUUUUUGAUUAGGAGCAAAGGGACAUUUCAGGCCAUUGUGUUGAUAUAAACAAGUGUUUGCUCUGAGUUUGAGCUCUGAGUUUUUUCUUUGACACCGGUGAUUAAACGCUUGAAAAAAAGGGUUCCAAUAGCCUUCCUCGUAAUGCCAAAAGAGCAUUUGAGGUCUUACUAUAGUUGUCGUGGAAGUUGGAAACGAAUUUUGUGGUAGCAAUAAAUCAUGGAACUGUGAUUAGGCUAUAUUACAUUGUAUUACCUUAUUAAAAGUGCAUUAAUUGUUUUGUGUGCUCGUCUCUGCUAGUGAAGAUCAGUAGUACCCAUAACGAUUGUUUGGCUGUUGGCUGAAGUGAUGUGGAUUUUUCGUGGAGAUCUUUUGUGAUGCCAAUGUGCCUGCAGCUAGAAAAAAAGGGGCAUCAGAAUCAAAAACUGUUCCUCCUGAUGAAGAAUAUCUGAAAAGUCUUACUCAGCGUUGCACUGAAUAACUCGCCACUUCAGCGGUCCUUAACUGCAAACUUUACGAAGCACCCUCGAACAAACAGACUAUUUAAACAAGUGGGGGUGAGCCCGAGUUGUGUGCUACUUCAUUUAAAAGCUAUGAAUCCGUCUUUACACGCCAUCACAGAGAGGAUACAAACUGUUGGUGCUGGUGCUUUUUUUCUGGGUUUUUUUUUUUUUUUUUGCUGUUUUUUUUGACAAUCUUGUACAGAAGAACGCCACCACUGGAGGGCGUUUGCUGUCAAAGUGUGACAUUUUUAGUGCCGUCAGUUUCCUCACGCAGGUUCCUGUUUCAUCAUUGCACUACACAUUUCUUGUGUAUUUUAUCUAAGCAAGGAGUGCCCCUCUAUUAAGUGAAAACAUUUUAGCAACCAUAUAGCAAUCAUCUUAAGAGAUUUACAUUGGCAUUUAAUACAGGAAAAGUCGCAUUCAUUAAGGACUUGAGGAUAUAAUUAACUUCUCCAAGAGAAGAUUCACUGUUGACUGACUUUAACCUGAUUUCUAGUCGACCCAGCUUGAACAAUGUUUCCCACGAAAAAGGGUCAGAGUGGGUCUGGGCUUCACUCACCUGUCCACAGACGGCCAUUUGCGAACCAGGAACGGAGAACUCUCAGGAUUUCUACUGAUACCCAGUACUGUAUUUAAGUUGUUUUUGUUAUGUGUAAUAUACUGUACUAUAGGUUUGCUGUACUUGCACAGUUUUUUAAAGUUAUCUUCAGUUUCUUUUAUAACUUGAAAAAUAGAUGUGAUUUCUUUUUGUUGUCUCUAGUGGCUGUUUUGUUUUUUCUUUACAUAAUUAUCUGUUUAGUUAUAAUAUAGUAAUCCUGUUCUGUUGAGGGAAAAAAAAAUUACCCGCACGAGUGAUAUAUUUUGAUUUGCUCCCCCCCCUCCACCCCGUAGUACAGUAGUAUCUUUGUAACAUCUCACUGAAACUAAGCAUUACAGUUGAAGUAACUACAUUGUUACAACAUAUUUCAAACACCAGUCAUGUAAUACACAAA